GAGAGCAUUCAGCAUCAGCUGUUCAACACUGGGCUCUUAUUGCUGGAAGUCGAGGCUGUCUCAGUCACAUGACGAGCUGGAGGCAGAGAUCUAGAGAAAAGGCACAGCAUUUCGGCUUGAACCGCCAUACUGUAUUUUGAGCCAUAUCACAUUUUUAUUGCAACAUUUUACUCCCGCUCGGUGAGUACAUUUUCAAUGGCUUUUUUGUAAGCAUUUUUUGUCUUUUUAAUUGCCCCCUUUUUUAUUUUUACUCCUUUUGCUGGUGUUUGAAUUGAGCAUUGACAUGGUGGUUUUGAGCGUUUUUCACAUCCAGGCUUCAAGUUUUUAGCAUGCAGUUAUUCUGAUCGAGAGUGCCAACAGGGUAAUCGGUGCGGUAUCGCUCGUGAGAGAGCCUUUACUUGCUGGCAGUUUUGUUUCGAUGGUCGAAACCAAGCAGCUUUUGUCAGUAUUGAGAUUUUUCAAACAAUUUGUUGGUGGUUUUGAAACAUUUUUAUUUUUUGUUUCUGUCGACUUUUGCUGUUGCUAUGCUUUGGUUUGCAUUUUGCAGUGUUGUUUGUUGCCUUCGAGUUUUGUGAUUUUGAUGUGUCGGUGAAUCCCACCGCCCUUGCUUUUACUUUAUUCUUCUUUUCUUUAUAACAAGGAGUCCUUUUUAAACGUUUUAACGUGAUACUUUUCUUGCAGCUGAGCUCUCAGGUUUGUUGUUUUUGUGUUGCUCUCUUUUUUCGAUUUCAUUAUACUUUUGCUGGUGGCAGUGUCAAGUAUUUUUGGAUGUUAUCGUUUUUUGACUAGAUGAUGCUGGGUGGACGAGGGGAGUUUUGAUUCUUGGGGGAGUUCAAUGCGUUUUUGUUUUCUGUUUCAACGAGGAUGAACAGACAUUUUCCCUUCUGCAGGAGGGCAACUGGAGGAGAAUGACUGGUAAACUCCAGACCAGCAACGUGACCAACAAGAAUGACCCGCGCUCCCUAAACUCCAGAGUCUUUAUUGGCAAUCUCAACACAGCCAUUGUCAAGAAGACCGACAUAGAGGUCAUCUUUGCCAAAUACGGCAAGAUAGUGGGUUGCUCUGUCCACAAAGGUUACGCCUUCGUACAGUAUUUGAACGAGAGGAACGCACGGGCAGCUGUGGCGGGGGAAAAUGCACGUGUCAUCGCUGGACAGCCUCUUGACAUAAACAUGGCGGGCGAGCCAAAGCCCUACAGGCCCAAAGCAGGCUCCAAGCGGCCGCUCUCUGCUGUUUACAGCGGUUAUGAAUUUGAUUACGAGUACUACAGGGAUGAUUUCUAUAGCAGGCUUUUUGACUACCAUGGCAGAGUGGCCCCCCCACCGAGGGCCGUGAUCCCUGUCAAGCGCUCCAGGGUGCUCGCUCCCUCCUCCCGCCGCGGGAAGACCUCCUUCCCCAUCAAAACAUCCUCCUCUUCCUCCUCCUCGUCCUCCAGACCUCCCACAUCCUCCUCCGGGCUCAAACCAGUGAAGACGGACCAGCUUCAGACUAUAAAGCGGGAGCUCACGCAGAUCAAGUUCAAGAUCGACUCUUUGCUGGGACGCCUGGAGAAGAUCGAAAAGCAGCAGAGAGCCGAGUCCGAAGCUCAGAGAAAGUACGAGGACAACUGCGACUCCCUGCAUGAGGAGUCUGUGUCAGAGACGGCAGAGAACUCUGGGGAAGAGGCGGGAGAUGGGGCUCUGGAGAUGGAGGCGGGAGAGAUGACCGAUGGAGGCGAGGACGAGUACGACGAGGAGGGCAGCCACCAUCUGAUAGAGAACCAUGUAUCGGAUAUUGACAACUGAGAUCAGGAUGAGGCAGCAAACACUCCCGGUUGGUGGUAUUAGAAUUCAUCGUCGCUUUCAAGAGACAGAAAAAAAAAAAUCUGAGGGAUGAAGACUCUCAUACUGGACUGUAAAUUGUAUUCAAGAGAUGCUGAAUCACAUUUAGAUUCCAAACUCUGAAGCACAAAGCCAACGUGAUGUGCUCUCUGAAGAAAAUCUAUUCAAGACUCAUUUUCAUGCAGCGGCCACCUCAUGGAUAUUCUGUGCGACUUAUAUUUCAUUGCAGGAGGCUGAGAGUAUUAUGCGCUAAUCCUGUUGCUGAGAAAAUAAAUAGUUAUGGGAAUGUAAAAAAAAAAAGGCUUUUUAUUCAGAUUUGCAAAUUGAAUUACGUGGAACGAAAGGGAACAUGACAUUGUUAAUUUACCAUAUGAAAUGUGUUUGCAAUGUAAUUUCACAAAGUGUAUUUCAUUUCUGUUGUUGCUUGAAGAUCAAAUGACUAGAACAAUCUGCGACCGCAGUAUGAGAUUCACAAAACGAAUGAAACAUUGGUGCCGUCUGGGUCUGCUUUUUCCAGUGCAUAAGCCAUGAGCUACGAGCAUAACUUUAUCCAGCUUAUCCAUUUAUCACACAAAUACCCUGUGGGGCUGUUCCAUCAUACAUUCCAACCCCUGCCAACUUUCAAAGCAGAAAUUUCCUAGAGCGGUAGAGAGCCAACACUGGCACAGGCGUCCUGCCAGGGAGCAAUGCCCCAACGUCUCAACGCACUCCUCCCUGCUCAGCCUGUGCAUCCCAACAUGCACUGCUGCUGUUCAGGAGCCAAGACCCCUUAUUCAUUCUCCUCUACUAACCCUCACUGCAUUUUGAUUUGAUUCUGCUCAGGCAAAAGUGCAAGCCAAGGUUUUUUUUAAUUAUAUAUCGAGACUCUUUGAUGUUAUAGAAGUAUGUGAUCUGUCUUUUGGAUUGGUUAUAUUUGGAAUACAUGUGUAAUGGUAAAAAAUGAUACAUUGGCCUAACCUAAGCAACCUAAGCAAAUAGUGAGAAAAUACAACACAGUAUCCCAUUACUCUAAUAGAAAAAAAAACCUGUUUAAAUGAAAGAUAAUCUGGCCAGCAUUGGUUGAUUUGUCCACUCACUUGGUGCGUCAUAAUAUCUGCCAGCUUAUUUUGUGCAUUGUUCCCAUGUGGAGCAGCUGUGGUGCAAAAAUCCCUUAUAUGGCUUAAGUGAUUUUAACCAACCUGAUUAUCAACAAACUGCUGCAAAUUGAAUCAUCAGUUGCCACACCUGGUAUACUGUCAGUUAGAUAGGGUUGAAAGAAAAGGCUAGUGGGCUAACAACAUUAAUCCCAGCUGUUAAUUAUACAGCUUCUUAUUAAACGCUCAUUAACCUCCAUCAUUGUCCUUAGACUGCAGCAGCUCUACUUCUCUCUGCUUGUAAAGCUUCCCUGUACUGUGUAAAAUUCUUCCUCCUUAAGGGUUUCUUUCAAGUAUCAAAGCGCACAGGCCUGUUGUCUUUGGAUAACGACCAGUUGACUGAAUAUUAGCAGUCGUGAGCUGAUGUAAAUGUUGAAUAAUAUGAGGCAUCAUUAGAUUUGAUUUGUUUCACCCAAAAAACUGAAAAAUAAAACAAGAUUUUUGUCUAGUAGAGCAGAUAACUAUGGUUCUCUCUGCACAGGUUUUGAGAUAUGUGCCCCUUAGACGCUCGGUAAUAAAAAAUGAGUGCAGGGCUUUUUUUUUUUUUUACUGUUUGACACAAUGUUCUCAUUAUCCCUAUGAAAACAUUGGAAUACUAGCCUCGAUAAGGGUGUUUUAAAUGUAAUUGCUCAAUGUUUUGGACCACAAAACACCUUUGAACCUUUUCUUAUGAUCACCAAACCUGAGCAAAUAAAACCAAACCACAGGGAGUUUUUUUUUUGGGUUAUUACUGACCCUUCUUCACAGAGAAUGAAUUAAAUGUGAAGGAACGGUCGCCUUGCACAACAGUCCAACCUGGCAGUGCUGCCUGAAAAAAAAAAGAAAUGUCUGUCCUGCAGCUCAAAAUAAAUGUCUGGUGAAUGAUGAUAAUGUGUAAUAUUUAGCACUAUUUUUGUAUCCAAAGACAUGUCUAAGGGAAAUGGCUCUGCUACAUGUUUAUCUUUUUUGCUGGUAGCCUGUUACUUACUGAGCAGUAUGGUGACGUGUGAAAUAUUUUGCAAAAAUGCUUCAAAAAAUAUAAUAAAAACCUCAUUGCUUUUAUCUGUUGUAAAUGAUCUAGGUCACUGGCUCAAAAAUCCUUUAAGUUUUACCUGUAAAUAAUCCUUCCUGUGUUUAUUUCAAAUGAAAGAAAAAGAGAAACCUUUUAUUGAGUUUAAAAUAUUGCUGAAAUGAUAUACUGACAGUUUGUAGGAGUGGUUGCAGGUUGUACCCAGAAUCAUGGGGCCUGUAGAGAUAGUGUAACUGACAACUGUUGUAUAGAAAUGUACAUUUUUUGUAAAGAUAUUUUUAUCAAAAGGCAUGUUUACUGUAACUUUGUAUUUUCAGUUCAUGUAUAAAAAAACAGUGUAAUUCAACUGUUGUACGGCUAUAAAAGUCCUUGUCAUUGUAGAUAACUAUUUGUGUUCUUUCGGUCAAUAAAAUGUUUGUGUCAUAU
Molecule: messenger RNA, 4388 nt
Organism: Eleginops maclovinus (Patagonian blennie)
Lineage: Eukaryota; Metazoa; Chordata; Actinopteri; Perciformes; Eleginopidae
Gene: ralylb
Product: RNA-binding Raly-like protein
Exons: 9
Coding region: 909-1784 (291 amino acids)
Cellular component (GO): nucleus
Molecular function (GO): RNA binding
Source: RefSeq, a predicted model, not a curated record